Coniophora puteana RWD-64-598 SS2 is the source of this 1487-nucleotide messenger RNA. Its product is annotated as SET domain-containing protein. Gene Ontology annotation, cellular component: nucleus. Gene Ontology annotation, molecular function: protein binding. The transcript has 4 exons. The record is from RefSeq and is a predicted model, not a curated record. NCBI's taxonomy places the organism in Eukaryota, Fungi, Basidiomycota, Agaricomycetes, Boletales, Coniophoraceae. Bases 1 to 1353 code for a protein of 450 amino acids.
AUGGAGCCAGAACUCUCGUCCCUUCAAGGUGUUCGUCUUGAACCUCACCCAACUGCUCGGAACAAGGCUGUUACAAGCAGGUCAUUCUCACCGGGCGACUGCAUCUUGACGGUCAGGGCGUUCGCAACUGCUCUUAUACCAUCCUUCAAGGGCAAACGCUGCGACAGGUGUCUGCGCUUAGAGUCAUCGGGGAUCGAUCUCAAGAGAUGUUCUGGAUGUGCAUCAUACUACUACUGUGGACCUCAAUGUCAAACGUCGCAAUGGAGCGCGCACAGAUCAUAUUGCAAGAACAUCCAGCGCUUUCAAGCUUCUGCAGAGUAUCAGAAGAUGGAGACUCACGAAAGGAUGGAUUCUAUGCUCCUCACCCACCUACUUGCAGAGCUGCGGUCGAACCACACCGCCGAAUGCACCCAACAACUAUCGACGUUCCUAUCCUUAUUGCCUAGACCAGAUAUCGCGAAUCCGCCCCCUAUAUGCGCCAUGAACGGUAGAGCGGGCACUAUACCCGAUGUAAACGACCUGUUUUCUCGAUUCUCGAAUAACAACUUUGCCGUCCAUAGCCAUCUGACAACGGUUGCGCAUGGGGUCUUUCCGCUCGCAAGCCGUUUAUUCAAUCAUUCGUGUCUACCCAACGCCGCCGCCAGAUACAUCCUCUCUGAAGAUGCUGCUCCCAGAAUGGAGAUUGUAGCCCUUCAAGACAUCGGUGCAGGCGAAGAGAUCUGUGUCCCAUACCUUGAUCCCGCGUUGCUCCAAUCGCGCCAACAAGGCUUUCAACUGACAUACGGGUUUACUUGCACAUGUCCAUCCUGCUCUGUCCUCGACUCAAUAGGUCGGGUGCCUCCGCCGCCUUCGUCCCGGGAAGAUCAGGAAUCCCUAGCUCGGGCCUUACGCACACACGCCUUCCCCACAUCACCCACCUCGACAUCGCCCGACUUUGUCCUCCCGGCAGGCCCCCGCACUCCCCCUGACGUGCUGCUGGCCGCCCUAAACGAGUCCUAUCUCACGUCCUUGUCGGAGUCGUUCAGCGCGGCGUCACACGAUGGCCCUUACUCGGACGCCCUGAACGUCGGGAUGACGCUUCUCGCUCUGUACUGCACGAUAUACCCACAGAAUUACCCGCAGAUCGGCGUACAUCUGCUGGAAAUGGCAAAGACGGCGUGGAACGCAUUCGUCACCGCGGACCAGAACGUUGCAGACGGGGCAACGCGGACGGAAAACGCGGGCCUCGUGGACCGCGCUCAGUUGUAUCUCGGGCUCAGCCGACAGGUGCUGAACGUAUUUGGUCGCGAGGGUGAUGAUGGAGGGCCGCUUGACGAGAUCGAAACGUUACAGGGCCUACUCAGCAAUGUGUAGUGAUGUCAGCUUAAUCUAUCUAACUUUCUAUAGUGUAUCUCCAAUGCAUGCGUCAAAGGCAUUCAAGCAGCUUCAUAUGACAUUUCAUUUGAGCUCAAUAGAACGCAAGUGCAAAUCUAAUGCAUUCUUCCCAU